CCUCGGUUUCUCCUGUCUUGUGUCAGAGAGGGGAGGUUCUUCCAUUUUUCUACUUUUCCCUACCUUAUAUGCGCAACCUGGGUGUCUGGACCUAAUUCACCUUCCAUUGUUCUUCCAUUUAUCCCCCCCUUCUAUUCAUUCUUUUGCUGGCCGGAACAUAACCAUCCCCCGCAAUAGCCAGCUCCGUCGCCCUCUAAUCUAUACCCUCAUCUUUCCCUGCCACUCCUUUCUACCUCCACCAUGGUGCGUCUGAGGGAAAUCCCCCGGACGGCCACCUUUGCCUGGUCUCCUGGAGCUGCCUCGCCAUUAAUUGCCACCGGUACUCGCGCCGGCGCUGUGGAUGUCGACUUCUCCAAUCAAACGUGCCUGGAGCUCUGGGAUCUCAACCUGAGCCGCCACGAGGCCGGCGGCGAGCUGCAGCCGGUAGCCAAGAUUGACACUGACUCGGGCUUUAACGACCUAGCAUGGACGAAUUCCGAGGAUAACUCCCGCGGUGUGAUUGCGGGUGCUUUGGAGAAUGGAUCUUUGGAUCUGUGGGAUGCAGACAAGUUGCUGAGCGGAUCCAGUGAUGCCGUUAUCUCGCGGACCAAUAAACACUCAGGGGCUAUUAAGGCCCUGCAGUUCAACCCCAAACACUCCAACUUUCUGGCCACUGGUGGUGCCAAGGGCGAGCUGUACAUCUCCGAUUUGAAUGACGUCGCAAACCCCUCUAGACUCGGAGGUACGGCUGCCCGCGCAGAUGACAUUGAGUGCUUGGACUGGAACAAGAAGGUUGCACACAUUCUGGUCACGGGUAGCAGUGCAGGCUUCGUUACCGUCUGGGAUGUCAAGACCAAGAAGGAGAGCUUGACGCUGAACAACAUGGGCCGGAAAGCAGUCAGUGCUGUGGCCUGGGAUCCAGAGAAGCCUACGAAACUGGUGACGGCCACGCCGCUCGAGUCGGAUCCCUUGAUCUGUGUUUGGGAUCUGCGUAACUCUCACGCUCCCGAGAGAACCCUGCGCGGUCACGAGUCCGGCGUCUUGUCGCUCUCCUGGUGCGCCCAGGACCCCGAUCUGCUCCUCUCGUCCGGUAAGGACAACCGCACGCUCUGCUGGAACCCCCAGACCGGCCACGCCUACGGCGAGUUCCCCGUUGUCACCAACUGGACCUUCCAGACGCGCUGGAACCCUCACAACCCCAACUUCUUCGCCACUGCUUCGUUCGACGGAAAGAUUUCUGUCCAGACUAUUCAGAACACCAGUACCGAAACUGCCCAGGCUAUUGCCGACCAGAACCAGGCCCUUGAUGGUGAGGACUUCUUCGCCAAGGCUCAGACUCAACCCCAGGUCUCCAGCUUUUCGUUGCCCAAGGCUCCCAAGUGGCUGGAAAGGCCAUGUGGCGCGACUUUCGGUUUCGGAGGCAGAGUCGUCUCGGUCAACUUGGUUGAGAAGGGCCAACGUGCGUCCAAGAUCAAGAUUACCCCCUUCGAGGUUGACGAGGCAGUCGGAAAGUCCACCGAGACUUUUGAGAACGCCCUCAAGGAGGGUGAUCUGCGCAACAUUUGCGAAACCCGGGCUGCCGACGCCACCAGUGAGGAAGAGAAGGCUGACUGGAAGGUCAUUGAGGCUUUGAUCUCUGCGAACCCCCGCAAGGGUCUGGUUGAGUAUCUUGGUUUCGCCGACCAGGCUGACGAGGCUGCUGAUAGCUUGGCCAAGCUGGGUUUGGGCAAGGAGGAUGAUGACGAGGCCAACGAAGAGGAGCCUAAGGAAUCCCGCGGGUCGGGAGCCAAGAAGCACCGUCGUUUGCAAUCGGUGUUCGACACGAACGCGGAUGGGGACAACUUCCUGUCUGAUCUGGCUGCUUCCAAGGGAGCGAAGACCAACAACCCCUUCCACAUCUUCAACGGAGAGGAGACCGAAGCGGAUACCGGCAUCACCAGAGCGUUGCUCCUUGGUGACUUCGAGAAGGCUCUCGAUGUCGCGCUCAAGGAGGAUCGCCUCUCGGAUGCAUUCAUGAUCGCCAUUUGCGGAGGCCAUAGAUGCAUUGAGAAGGCCCAGGAGCACUACUUCUCCAAGCAGACCAACAGCCCGAACUACGUGCGCCUGCUCGCAUCUAUUGUGGGCAAGAACCUUUGGGAUGUUGUCUACAAUGCCGAUCUGUCCAACUGGAAGGAGGUUAUGGCAGCUCUCUGCACUUUUGCCGACGAGAAGGAGUUUGCUGAUCUCUGCGAUGCUCUGGGUGACCGCCUGGAGGAGGAGCUCCGUGGCUCGGAUGACAAGACUCUUCGCAAGGAUGCUUCCUUCUGUUUCUUGGCCGGUUCCAAGUUAGAGAAGGUUGUCGCCAUUUGGAUCGAGGAGCUGCGUGAGCGCGAGCAGAAGGCCAUUGAAGCCUCUGCUGACGACUCUGCUUUCUCGAUCCACGUCCGUGCUCUGCAGAGCCUGAUUGAGAAGGUGACGAUCUUCCGCCAAGUCACGAAGUUCGAGGACACCGAGCGUUCCAAGGAAUCGGACUGGAAGCUCAGUACGCUGUACGACAAAUACAUUGAGUAUGCCGACGUUGUUGCUACCCAUGGCCGGUUGCAGGUCGCACAAAAGUAUCUCGAUCUUGUGCCCGAGAAGCACCCCGAAGCCGAGAUUGCCAGAAACCGUAUUCGGUUGGCAAUGAGACAAGCUGCUCCUCAGCGGGCACAGACUGCAACCAGCGCAGCCGCCAGGCCAAACCUCAACAAGCCUCUUCCUCAGCCCGCUUUGGGUGGAUACCAGCCCACGAGGACCUUCUCGCCGGCGGCGCCUGCUGCAGUUCCCAGCCCUUAUGCUCCUGCUGCUCCCGCUGCUGUCCCUUCAAACCCGUAUGCUCCUCCGACUGCUGCGCCAGCCAACCCUUAUGCUCCUCCGACUGCUGCGCCAGUCAAUCCUUACGCUCCCCCGACUGCCUCCGCAUCGGCCCAGCCUACGAACCCAUACGCUCCUCCCACCGCAGGCGGCGGCUACACUCCUGCCGGAUAUCAACCACCACAGGCCCCUACCUAUGGUGCCCAGCCUCUCGGCGGAACUGUGCCCCCGCCCCCACGCGCGACCAACCAGUCUCCGGCCAACACCAUUACCACGUACACCACGGCAACCAACCUGCCUGCGUGGAAUGACUUGCCUGAGGGGUUCGCCAAAGCUCCCACGCCACGCCGUUCUACCCCUGCUACCACUACCUCCGCACCAAUCAGCGCUCCGUUCCAGUCUCCUACCCUCGCGCAGGGCCCUCCUCCCCCAGUCGGAGCACCCGUCAGCCGGACGCCCUCUGUGCCCCCUCCGCCCAAGGGCGGCGCCCCUGCCCCUAGAAUGAUGUCGCCGCCUCCGGCCGUCCCUACCCCUUCGUCGAUGCCUCCUCCGCCCAACCCCUAUGCUUCCCUGCCCCAGUCUCCGCCUUCGGCCAUGGGCGUGCCGGCUUCACUUCCUCGAGGACCUUCGCCGUACAACGCACCUCCUACGAUGCCACCACCCACCAACCGGUACGCACCGAGCCCGGCUGCUCAAGCCGCCAGCCCCCAGCUGCAAACGCGGGCGCCUGUCCCUCCCCCUCCGCAGGCCGCCGCCUCUCCGUACGCCCCUUUGCCCGCCAUGCAAUCCUUGGUAGGAAACCAGUAUGCCCCCAGCACGCCUCCGCCGAAUGUCCCACCGAUGCAACAGCAUGCACCACCCCCGCCCCAGGCCGUGGGAUCCCGACCCGGCACCGCCUCUUCGCAGAAAAAGCCUGCCCCGGCCGCACCGAAGUAUCCCCCUGGUGACCGCUCCCACAUUCCUGCCGACGCGUUGCCCGUGUACGAGAUCCUGUCGGCCGACAUGCAGCGGGUGAAGUCGCGCGCCCCGUCCUCAUUCAAGGCGCAGGUGGACGACGCGGAACGACGAUUGAACCUCCUGUUCGACCACCUGAACAACGAGGACCUGCUCAAGCCUAAUACGGUUGCGGACAUGGUGCAGUUGGCCCACGCGAUUCAAGCGCGCGACUAUGAGACUGCGCGCUCGAUCCACGUGAACAUCAUGACGAACCGGACGGAUGAGUGCGGCAACUGGAUGGUUGGUGUGAAGCGUCUGAUCAGCAUGAGCAAAGCCACGCCGUGAGGGUAGAGUAUGUGACGAUCAUGAGUUGUAUGUACUAGGCAAGAGAUUUUGAUAAUUGUUUGACUGUACUGGACUUUUGUCCCCUCGAGCCGGUUGGUUGUUCCGGGGUCUGCUUUUAUUUUCCCGCUGUCGAUGUUAGUAUUAUGUUAGUCUGGUCUUUAGUCAAAAGAAG
This is a messenger RNA of Aspergillus homomorphus CBS 101889, 4264 nucleotides long. It is a transcript of the gene sec31, whose product is annotated as putative protein transport protein (SEC31). Gene Ontology annotation, biological process: endoplasmic reticulum organization; endoplasmic reticulum to Golgi vesicle-mediated transport; COPII-coated vesicle cargo loading. Gene Ontology annotation, molecular function: structural molecule activity; protein binding. The transcript has 7 exons. Lineage: Eukaryota; Fungi; Ascomycota; Eurotiomycetes; Eurotiales; Aspergillaceae. Gene Ontology annotation, cellular component: COPII vesicle coat; endoplasmic reticulum exit site. The coding region runs from base 241 to 4092 and encodes 1283 amino acids. The record is from RefSeq and is a predicted model, not a curated record.